AUGUGUGCGUUGUAUGUGAGAGGACCUCGGGUCCUCUCGCUCCGUUGUUUCCUCUACCGAAGACCCGGAACCACUGCCCUUCAACCCAAUGCUCUCGCUUGGCUCGCUCGAGAGCCGGCAUCACUGUCAACGCGAGCCAAUCAGACGCGGCCACCAACGGACUCCCCACUCGUUGACAUUGCAUAUCUUGCCGAACAACAGCAAUGUGAAAGUUGUUCAGAACCGUUUUGGCUGGCGUUCAUCGAAUCCGAAUUGAGACGUGGAUUAGCUUCGACUCUCAGUAUACGGUGCAACAAGUGUUCAGCGGUCAAAAAAGUGAACACGUCAAGAAAAACUCUGGGAGUUGAAGGUUAUGCCUUGUACGAUGUCAACUGUAAAGCUGCAUUAGAUUCGAAAGCCAAAUUGGAAAAACUGAAGGAACAAAAAAAUCGUGAAUCAAACAUCGACAGUAUCACCGGCUCUGACGACCAUGAAUUUCUCGAUACGAAAGUCAAAUGUGGAUCGUCGAUUACAAAGUUGCAAAACGAACGCAAUUGUCGAGCGAAAAAUUCAAUUUCUGAAAACCUCGAGAUUCCGAAUUCAGAUUCAGAGAUCAGCAAUGAAGAAAUAGGAAAACUUCAAAAAUGUGAAUCAGAUAAUGGAAAACAAAAUAAGUAUAAUGAAGAAAAGAUUUGCAACCAAGAAACUGCUAUUAUUGAAUCACAAAAAAUUGACAAAAUUGUCAAAAUUAUCUUAUCAACAGCCGACACCGAUUAUUCUAGAAUUGAAUCAUCAACAGCUGAUCCGCAUACUACGUCCUUUACGAAUCACCGCAACAAACAGAAAAAAAUGAUGCAAUUAUUACAUUGCCAGUCGACACGGAUAAUUCUGGAAUUGUAACAAUAUCUGAGGUGCAUACAACGUCCAUUAUCGAAUCACAACAAAUUGGAAAAACUGACAAAAUUAUGUUAUCGACAGCCGACAUGGAUAAUUCUAGAAUUGAAUCGUCAAUAACUGAUCCACAUACUACCUUUAUCACCGAAUCACCGCAACAAACAGAAAAAAAUGACGCAAUUAUUGCAUCGACUGCCGACAUGGAUAAUUCUAGA
Messenger RNA from Venturia canescens, 1088 nucleotides. RefSeq lists its product as uncharacterized. Lineage: Eukaryota; Metazoa; Arthropoda; Insecta; Hymenoptera; Ichneumonidae. Bases 1 to 879 code for a protein of 292 amino acids. The record is from RefSeq and is a predicted model, not a curated record. The transcript is spliced from 4 exons.